This is a messenger RNA of Bombus huntii, 6986 nucleotides long. RefSeq names its product rotatin (gene ana3). Bases 152 to 6718 code for a protein of 2188 amino acids. The transcript has 29 exons. Gene Ontology annotation, cellular component: ciliary basal body; centriole; centrosome. The record is from RefSeq and is a predicted model, not a curated record. Gene Ontology annotation, biological process: centriole replication; centriole-centriole cohesion; ciliary basal body organization. NCBI's taxonomy places the organism in Eukaryota, Metazoa, Arthropoda, Insecta, Hymenoptera, Apidae.
AUGAAAGCUUUUAAUCGAAUAUUUCGACAAUUUCGCACGUAAUAAAAAUAUAAUUUUUAUUGCGUUCAUGUAUUACAUGAAAAAUAUAAAUUUAUACAUAGAUUUAGAUAGAAUGUAACCUUUCAUAAAAAUGUAGCCAGAGUUACCCAUAAUGCUCACGAUAUUUGGCGGUGAAAUAUUCAAAACAUUUGGAACAGUUAACCUAAAACGUGACAGUUCAAUAUGUGUUAAGCAGAUGUCAAACAUGAGCGGAAUAUCAGCGGCACACGUUAGAAAAUUAAGUCAUAAUAUCGAGGAAAUUCGAUUGAGAGCACUAGAUAAUAUUAUUUCAAAAUACAAUCUUGGUUUUGGUUGCGAUUGCGAUGCUGUAAAAAAAGAAUUAAUAACAAAGUUAUUUAACUGGUUUUCAUUUGAAGCCUUCUCAGAGACACAGAAGGUUUUAGAUUUAUUACUUCGUUUAUUAAAGACAGAUGAUAGAAGUCACUUAAAUACAUUUGGUAAAUUAAGACUUCAAAAUGAACUUCAGGAAUUAAGAAGGAAAUUAGGUUCAGAAUGGUAUGAAAAAUUAAAUGAAAUUGAAGAAGCUGUUCUUUGUUCAGAUAAGUUACAAACAAUAUCAUCAAACUCAAAAACUAUAAAGGAUCCUAGCUGUCCAACAUUAGGAUUUAUCGAUUACGACAGGCAUAGAACACGUAUAAAAGAUUAUGAAUAUAAUGGAAAUAACAAAUCUCAAAAUGGGCUUACUACUACCUCUGCUUUGAACAGUACAGUACCAUUUGACUUAACAUUAGAAUGUGGAGAUGGAACCCCGAUAUCUAAAGCUACUGAAGGUGGUAUUAAAUGGUUAAUCAUGCCAUGGCAACCUUUAGUCACUUCAGAUAGAGGUGUCUUAGCAGCAGUUGAAGAAGCCCUAAAUAAUAGCUUAGAUGCAAAUCUUAUAUUACAUACAUGUCAAUUUAUAACAAACGUGAUGAUGCAGGAUUUUCCAGCAGAAGUUUUUCUUCAAAGACCAGCAAUUGUUUUUAUAUUACAUAAUCUUUUAGAAUCUAGUGCAAAUAUCACAAAUGCCAAUUUUAGAAAUAUAAUACCAAUGGUAUUGAAAACACUCCACAAAUUAACACGAUCUUUAAGAUUACGAAUCUAUUAUUAUUGUGAACCGUGUAUUGCAAAUAAAAAACAAAAAUUAUUGGCAGAAAAAUUAAGCAAUAAUGUUUAUUCUCCUUCUGAAACAAGAGAUAGUCCUGAUGGAGGAUUUCCAGAAGUUAAUUAUCAAGCAUAUCAAUCUACUGGAACAAGCGAAAGAAGUCAAAGUGUAUCAGAUAACAUUGAUGAUUCUAUUUUACAAUUACAACAAAUGCUUAUACCAAUCUUUUGCAUUGAAACUUUAAAACGUGUUAUAUCUCAAUUGAGUAUUUCUACUAAUUCAACACUUAUAUUAAGAAGUACUAAGUAUGUAACAGACGUAAUAUAUGAACUGGUACAAGUACUCGUCAUAAGCGUCAUGCCAAAUGUUUGGCUUUGCAAUGAUGAUAUUGCUUUAAAAGUAAUUGAAGACAUGAAAGUAUUAUUUGGCAUGCUAGGAGAAGUCAUAGAAUAUUUUGGAAAUUAUAGCACAAUAGAUGAUUUUAGAAUAACGUAUUUACACCUUAUAAGUAUUACAAUGAAACUUUUAAGCCACAUAGUUCCUCUAGAAAUAGCGGAUGUUAUCUUCCCUAAAUCACUUAAAACAUCAAUAUGUGUAGCUAUAAUGGAUGCUGCUAUUUAUUUUUUAUAUCCAAAACUACACUCUAUAUUACAAGAAUACGGCCGUCAAUUUCAAGGUAGCGAUGAAAUUAUAUAUAUUAAAACAUUCGACGAAACAAGACUGAUAACAAAGUCGAUACAAGCAACUAUAUACAUAAUAAAAAAUACACCUAAUUCAUCUCAUUCGGAAGUUUUAAAAAUGUUGUAUGCUUCAAAAUUAAGUUUACCUUAUCACAAAAAUUUUGGUAUUAUUAAGAAAACUAUCGAAUUUUUACAAAAUAUGAAUAGGUAUUCUCCAAGUAAUGAAGACCAAACAUUAGCUACAAAAUUAAUAUUAAGUUUAUUAGCAAAUGCAGAUACUGAUAUACAAUAUGCCACAUAUUUUGAAUGUCAUACUUUAGUUAAAAGUAUUUUAGGAGUAGAAUAUAACAAAGAAAAGUUAUCAUGGGAAAAUCUGGCAUUUUUAUUUGAAUUAUCUGUGUUAAUUGAAAUCAUAUCCUAUGGUGUAACACACGAUGACAAAAGGAUCAAGGAAAUGUCUGAAGAAAUAUUAGUUUACAUAUUAAAAGGAAGAUUACAGAUGGGAGAAAAUGGAUGGUUAAAAUCUCUAGAAGCCAUAGUACAAGUAUUGCCUUUUUUACAAUGUCAUGCUUAUCCUUCCUCAACCUUAGGUCAAUGUGUAACAAAAAUCUUUGAUCCUGAUGUUUCUACUAAUAUACAAUUGCCAUAUAUCGAGGUUUUGAAAGGUAAUUUAAGGUUCUUAUUUUCGUCGGAUGAGGAUAUUAGAUACGAAGCCGUUUGUAGAUUGAUUUGGCUUCUUGGAAAAGAAAAGGAUUCAGUUAAAAAAUUACCACGAUUAUCAUCCCUACACGAUUUACCUCUUAGCUCACUUUGUAUAUUUGAUCGUCAAAGGGUUUUUAAAAGAUCUGAAGGCAGUUAUCAGAGGAGUAAUUUAUUAUCUGUACUUGAAAUGCUAAAUGAGCCGAAUGUCGAUCCUAAAAUACGUAAAUCAGCAUUAGUACAAAUUAGCGUUAUGCUUACAGAUUCUUCUUUACACAAGUUAUUUAUUACGGAAAAUGGAUUAUCGUUGAUCUUGAACAUAUUUAACAGUGCUCUAGUUGAAAAAGAAUAUGUUAAUUAUCCAGAUUCUGUCAUUCCUAUAAUUACUAUACUAAAACUACUAGCAUCCUCUGAAUGUUCUAUACGUCAGGAUUUGUCCAUUCGUAUUAAUGUUUUAUCAAAUAUAACGAGAAGUCUUUUUCUAUUUCCAAAUAAUGAAUGUAUUAAAACUGAUGGUUCACAAUUAUUAUGCUUAUUACUUUAUAAUGAAUACAUUAUGAGAUUGAGUGAAAAAUAUACAGAAAAUUAUAAUCAACUGAAUAUUUCUUUGCCUUAUAUUAUUGUAUCUAAAAUGAAAUUACCAUUUCUUUGUAAAUCGCAUUGGAAAAUAAGUAGACAUAGACGAUCAGAUAUGUCUGUUCUUCAUGGCAAUGACUCACUGGUAUUAACAUUUAUAAGACAAUAUUGGAUAUGGGAAUGGAAUGGUGGUAUAAAUGUGCUUUGGAAACAUUUUAAUGAUCUUCAGGAUUCUAAUAUAUCAAAAAAACUAAAAAUUCUAGAAAAUGAAUUUUUAGUCUUACGUCUUAGCUUUCCUCAUUAUAGCUGUCAACAACAACUGUACAAUAUACAAAAUUCAACUACCCAUGACUCAGUUUCAUGUGCACUUGAUUAUCUUACAAUGCAUAUAAAACUUUAUAAAAUGGAAAAAUGUGAGGAAAUAAAAGACAUAAGCCUAUUACCAUGGGAACAAACGUUUGAACGAUUUUUACUUUCACAACCCGCAAGUAAAGAGGAUUGUGAUUUAUUUGUUGAAGUUUUAAAUUUUCUACAGUUUUAUAUCAAUAUUACAAAAGAUGGAAAGUAUAAAUGGACUAAUAAAAUAAUGACAAAUAUAACUAAAUCUCUAACCGAAUUAUUAAAAAGCUCGGAAUUAGAUAAUCAAAACGUACAUCAAUCUAUAUUGAAGUUAGCUGGCACAUGUUCAGCCAUAGGACAAUCAGAAAGAUCUACUUUAGAAGACCAAGACGUUUGGCUACACUUUAUUGAAUUAAUUGUCUCCACUUUAUGUUUAGGAGACCAACAACAUUUUUAUAAUUUAGCUUACCUUGAUUGGCUGUUAACAUGUUUAACAUAUUUAAUUGGAAAGUGUCAUUGGACAAAUUGCAAAAAUUUAUUAAUAUCAUUAGGAAAUACAUUAAUCGAACUCAUUAUAUCCUUCCAUGGGGCUGGAACAAUAAGCUUUAUGGGCUUAUCUAUAACCAGAAAUUCUAUUAUAUGUCUCAAUCAUUUGUUAUAUCAAAUGCAAAUAAACUUCAAUAAAAACAUUUUUGUACAAUUUUGGUAUGAAGAAGAUCGUAUGUUGAAUUGGUUACCUAUGUUGUGGCAAAAUCGAGAUCCUUUGGUUCGUGCUUCUGCUUUACAACUAUUAGCAGGUCUAAUGAGUAAUUUACAUACAGCUUCUCAAUUAUUGAAUUCUAUAGCACUAGCACCAAGCGAAUUAUGUCAGGCAUUACUUCAAUGCAUUAUCAGUAGAGAAGAGUCAUGCAUUGUUAGGGAACAAGCAUGUUGUGCACUUAGCAGUUUAAUAAAAAAUUGCAAUUCUAUCAUUUUUCAAUAUAUGGAUUCUUUGAAAGCAAAUGCUAUUUUAAUAUAUAUAGAACAAAACAACACUUAUUAUGAAAUAAGUGUACUAUGUUCUAAUAUUUAUAUGUCUACUUCUCUGGACUGUGAUCAUAUGAAUAAUCAAGAGCAAGAAACUGGGAAAGUCCCAUCUAUUCAUAGCAUGCAGUCAGGUUGUACAUCAUUAGUACCACGUGCAAUCUCACAUCUGUAUAAUUGUCACGAUGAAUUACAACCUCUUUCUGUCAAAGAAUCAACAACUACAGAGAUGGACCAUUAUUUACAAUUGGUAGCAACACCAUCAUUGAUAUCAGCUGUUUGUAGAUUACUAAAUAAUUUAAUACUUAUAGGAAAACAAGAAGUUGUUCAUCAAAUUUAUGAACAUUCUAUUGACAAAUAUUUAAUUGGAUGCAUUAAUGAAAUACCUAAAGAUGUUGAAAGUAAAAGGAAUUUAACACAUUAUUGUGACAUAUUGGAAAUGUAUAUCAGCAUUUGUAGAGUUUUAACAAACUGUAUUACAAACAGUAAUGAAUAUUCUCUUGUAGCUAGCUUUUCAGUUGACUCACUUUACAUGUUAUUUUGUUUUUUAAAUGAUGAUUUAUAUUGUAAUAACACAUCGCAACUGAUCUCUGUGCGAAAUAAACUCUGGACCGAAAUUUUCAAUUUUAUAGCCAUACUUUCGUUAACAGAAAAUCAACAUUUUGAAACAAUACAGACCGCUUUAGAAUUGCGUGGACCAGAAGCUGUACUUUCAUCUAUCUGUGUUGCAAUGAAGGAUUCUAAUCCAGAACUUCGCAUCAGUGCUAUAGGCUGUCUCGCGUUUCUACUGUCUCAAGAAAUUGAAAAAGAUUCUUCAGGAAAAAGUAGCAUCUCACUACAAUCAAUAAUGGAUACUCCUUUAACUCGAUUGUCAAAUGACAAUAAAAACAAUUUAAAAGAAAUUACAUCUGAUGUUAAUACAUUUUCUCUACAAAGUGCCAAUAUGCAUUCAACAAAAUCAAAUGGAAAUAAAGAUCCUCCUUUAAUUUCCGAAAAACCGGCAGAUUAUGAAGUUGAAGGAAACGAAAUUGCUAUGAGCAAAGAACUUUGUAAUAUUUUAUUGCACUUAUUUAUAGCUCAUAAUUACAACCGAUCGAAGAAGAAUAAGAAAUUGAACGAGGACAAGGAUUUGAUCAUAAGCGCACUUACUAAUUUGUUAUGUGUAUCAAACACAGCUAAACAGGUCGCAUUGGAAGAAAAUUUACCUGACACAACUUUAAUGAUAUUGAAAGAAUCGUAUGUGAGAUUAAAUUUACAACCUUUCGAACUUUUCAAAAAUCAGAUUGAUCGUGAAAAGAAGAUUCAUCCGUUACUACGCGACAUGAAUGCUAUUUUAGUAUUAUUAAUGAAUUUCAUGUACGGCAGUACAGAAGUUAAAGUAGCUCUAACAAAAGCAGGACUAGCAGAUGUAUUACACAAACUAUGGGCUUGGAUUGCAUUAAAUAAAACAGUUUCAACCACCGCUUUGAAAUUACUAGCAACCUAUACUACAAAAUGUACUACAGCAGCGCAAUCUUUGACGUUAACGACUAUUUUGCCAGGGACAGGGCUUAGAAAAACUCCUAAUACUCUCGCCCUUAUACAUGUUAUUAUACAAUUAGUUUGCAAAGAAAUAGACAAAGCUGGUCAACUCUUUGAUAAUCAUAAAUUACACUUUGCAUUUCAUGUUUUGAGAAAUGCAAUACACGUUCAUGAAUGUAGAGUAUCAAUUUCAAAGAGUAAUCUCCUACAAUUUUUUACAAAAAUACAUCCAAUUACCACGAAACGGACAAAACCAUGGCCACUCGUUGAAUUAUAUUGCUUAGAGUUCUUAAUUGACUUUACUUAUUACGAAGAGGGCCAGAUAUGUGUCCCAAAGGCUGUCGACGGCUUGGAUGUUUUGUUACAAUUGUCAAAAUACUCUUCAUCAUCUAAUAGAAUUCUUGCAAUUUCCAUAUUGCGUAAUCUCGCGUUUAACAUGACCAACCGACCACGAUUACUUAGUUCAGUGGAUUUUAUUAAUGUUCUACAUGACAUAUUUAAAAAUGGUUCCCUGGUCGAAAUUAGAAUAGCAGGGUCUAUGUUAUGGUCUCUAAUAUCCAAUAAUCAGAAAGGAAAAUUAAUUGUACGAAGUGCUGGCUUUUCACAGAGUAUACAAGAAGCGUUAGGUAGGAUUACACUAUUAAAUGUAGAUGAUAAGAAAGAAGAAGAGGACUUACUUAAAAUGCUACAAUAUAUAUUAAAAAUUCUUAGUCCAGUGGAUACUAAAGCUGAUUAAGAUCAGUGAUGAGAGAAAAUAAUUAAAUACAAGUAAUUGUACAUAGGAAUUGAAGUAUUACUUUACAUUAUGUGAAUAAUAUUUUAUUAACGAAAUUUGUAAUAUUUUUUAUAGAAAUAGCAAGAGGGUAUAUGUAAUAUGAAUUUAUACAAUUUUUAUACAUAUUACUAUUAUAGAUAUAUUUUCAUCGUUGUAUUUUUAUGACUAACAAUACGAUAUUUUGUAAUAUAUUGAAUAAUAAAAAUUAUUUAAUAAAUAAAAAAUAAUA